Messenger RNA from Dimorphilus gyrociliatus, 1646 nucleotides. Lineage: Eukaryota; Metazoa; Annelida; Polychaeta; Dinophilidae. The record is from the annotation of a GenBank genome assembly.
AUUCUGUAUUUUCUCUUUGUCUGCACUGUAUUAGAGAAACAGUUAAAAUGUCUGAAAGUGUAUUACUGUUGGAACUUUCAAAUCCACCUAAAAUAACUAAAUGUGCAAAAGAUAUUCUAGAACAGUAUGGACAAGAAAAAUGUUUAUUUCUCUCUUCAAUGGGAAGGUAUAGAGAAGGUAAAUCAUUCUUAAUGAGUCUACUUUACCAGAGUGACUAUCAGAGUGAAAAAAUUAAAGAUAUAUUCAAAGUUGGAUUCGGAGACAAAUCUGUAACAAAAGGAGUUUUUAUGACAAAAACACCAAUAAAAAGAACAAUUAAAGGAGAAACAUUAAACGUUUUCUUCUUGGAUUCUCAAGGACUUUUUGCAACAGAUGUAAAGAAAACAGAUAAUCUAAUUGUUUCAUUUUUAUUGAGUAUUUCACCAAUUUGCAUUUUCAAUGUAAAUAGUAGAUUGAACUCAACAGAUAUUGAUACACUAAAGUUUAAUCUCUACUUGGGUGUGGUAGAUAAUGAAAAUUGCAUAAAGACCAAAGAAAGUACGAUGAUUAUUACAUGCCGGGAUAGACCAGUAACACAUGAUAUGCUUCUUGGGAAAUUUAAUGUAGCAUUUAGAGCAGAACAGAAAGAGAAAUGUAAAAAUUUGUAUACACUUUUGGAGAAUUUUAAAAGAUUGGAAUUUUCUCUCUUCCCUGAACCAAAUACUUCUGUUAUGUGUGAAGAUUUUAGCUCAUAUUAUAAAGAUGUUGGACAAAGUUUUCUUAAAGCAAAAGAUAAUCUAAAAACAGAAUUAGAGAAUAUCUUUGCAAAUUAUAUUAAUGAUGCAAUCAGUUGUUCACAAAACUCUAUCAAUUUGUCAACUGUUCUUCAUUCUCUUUGUCAGAAUGAUUUUGUUAAAAAAGAAAGGUCAUUUCAACAGCUUCAAGAACUCAUGACAUUUCAAAUUGAAUAUAACAAACUCUAUCAAGAUUUUGAUGAUAAAACUGCAUCUAUAUUCAAUGUGGAUAUUGAACGAAAGAAUAUUUCAAAAGUAAAGAAAGAUGGCAAUGUUUUUCUUCAAAAGUUUUCAACUUCAGCUUAUUUUGUCUAUAAAGAUCGAAGAUUAAUGGCAAUUAAUGAAAAUGACAUCAUUCCACUAAAGGAGACAUUUCUACAGAAGAUAACUACUCUACUGCAAAACAGAAUUCAAGUUUUUGAAAGUCUUAUAAAUACAUUUGAAGAGAAUAAAAAUAACCUGGAUGAGAAAUUGGAAAAGUAUAUUAAAGAAAGGGAUGAAACUCUUAAACAAAUACAAGUUAACUUUGAGGAUGAAAUUGAAAAAAAAAGAUUGGAAAUGAAUGAACUGCAAAGUAAGAUAGAUAGACAAGAAAUUGUAAUGGAUUCUGUGAAGGAACAAUUUGAAGAAUUGCAAAAUGAAAUUCAAACUCUAGAAAGAGACAGCAAAGAAAUUAAUGAUAAUUAUCAAGAAAAGUUUGAACUUUUAAACAAAACACAGAGUGAGAAAAUUGAAAAAUAUUUAAUAAAACUCCGUAAUUUAGAAAAACAAAGCAAGAAAGAGAGAAGGAGAUUUUAUAAAUUACAAAGGGAAACUCUGAAAGAGGUAGAGGCUAUGAAGAAGAAAAAAAAAGCCAUUUGUGUGAUAUCUUAA